UAGAUAGCAUAAGAAGCAAACUGGAAAGUGAGACGCAUCUCUAUAUAAAGUAUAAACCGUAGCACUCCACAAACACAGCACAGCAGCAAUGGCGAUUAAGGUCUACGGCCAACCUGCCUCCUCCGCAACGAGAAGAGUUCUUGUUGCCCUAGAAGAGAAGGGCCUCGAUUACGAGCUAGUUCUCAUCGAUUUAUACACCGGCCAGCACAAGAAGGAGCCAUUAAUCUCAAUCAACCCAUUCGGCCAGGUGCCCGGAUUUGAAGAUGGCGAUUUGCAGCUCUUCGAAUCACGGGCCAUAGCGAGCUACAUCGCGCAUGCGUACGCGGACAAGGGAAGUCCGCUGAUCUCGAAGGAUCCGAAAAAGAUGGCAAUCAUGGGAGUAUGGGUGGAAGUAGAAGGUGAGAAAUUCAAUGUGGCCGCCCAGCUACUGAGCUACGAGCUUUAUUUGAAGCCGAUCAAGCUGGGACUGACGGCGGACGAGGCCGUGGUUGAAAAGAGGCAGGCCGAGUUGGCAGCGGUUCUCGACAUUUACGAGGCCCGUUUGGGAAAAUCCAAGUAUUUGGGUGGCGACGACUUCUCGUUGGCCGAUCUGCUCCACAUUCCCAUCCUUUACAACUUGCAGAAAACCAAGGUUAAGGCGGUGUUCGACGCGCGCCCUGCCGUUGCCGCCUGGGCCGCAAACCUCUUGGCCCGCCCUGCUUCGCACAAGAUUAAUGCGGCUUAAAGAAAGACCUCUUCAUCAUGCUCAAACCAAACCUCGUUUUCUACUUAUUCUAAUUAAAUAAUUUUAUGAUAGUAUGAAGUUUGUUUGCAUUUUA
Molecule: messenger RNA, 818 nt
Organism: Salvia hispanica
Lineage: Eukaryota; Viridiplantae; Streptophyta; Magnoliopsida; Lamiales; Lamiaceae
Product: glutathione S-transferase APIC-like
Biological process (GO): glutathione metabolic process
Cellular component (GO): cytoplasm
Molecular function (GO): glutathione transferase activity; glutathione binding
Source: RefSeq, a predicted model, not a curated record